Messenger RNA from Plenodomus lingam JN3, 171 nucleotides. NCBI's taxonomy places the organism in Eukaryota, Fungi, Ascomycota, Dothideomycetes, Pleosporales, Leptosphaeriaceae. The record is from RefSeq and is a predicted model, not a curated record.
AUGGCCGUUUGUGGAAACACCAGACGCAACCUCCAGCAGCGGAAUCCUAGGACCAGUGACUGGUCAAGCAGCGCUACCUACCGGAUGAGCCUACCGGACGAGUGGCUUGAUGUUGUGGCCCUGCGACAGAGAGGUCUGGCAUCACAACGGUGGGUGGUGCGUUAUGCUUGA